AAAAUAAAAUUGUGAGUCUCCUAUAUAUUAGUUGCUCUAGCUUGAGAAUUGUUGUCUGCCUCGUCUAUCUUUGAAUUCUUGGUAUAGCAUCUAAUUCCGCGCGCUCUCCAGCACCUUCAGGCGCUUCAGCUAACUCGAUAGACAGCUCUAGAUAUAUAUCGAUCGAUCGGUCAUGGCGCCGCCAGCCGCUGUCCAUGAAGGGACCGCAUGCAUGGCACCUGCAGGCCUGCAGGGCGCCGGUAUUCGCGGGAACUCGAGCUUGGAAGCAGCGGUCGUAGCCGAGGUCUCAUCCGCGAUCCAGAAGCUGUUGGUGUGGGUGUACAACACGCAGGGGAGAUGGCCCAGGAUAGCCGAGUACAACAUGGAAGACCUCAACAGCAAGGUCCGUGAGCUCGUCAGGGUCAUGGCACACGUCGGCUCCACCAUGAGCGAGGCCUGGAGCAACGGGCGGCCGCCUAUCCACAAGGCGGAUAUGUGGAUCUGGAGAGGGAUCGAGCUCAGGGACAGCGCCAUGGAUGUGCAGUCGAGGUUCGACGAGCUCGUCCGCAACGCCCCCUGCCUUUCCAUCUGCAACACGCCUCAGUACCUGAGAAAGAGAUGCCUGCUCAACUUCGAGGCGGUGGUGUGCCUCAACCGCAUCACGGGUCACCUCGUUCGCGGGUCUCAAGAAAACUAUGCGUCGGGCAGCGUGGAGCGCGUGUCGCGGCCGCCCAAGGACGAUCACGAGUUCGCCUCGCUGUCCAAGUCGUCUCCUCAGGACCAUGGCUGGGCCUUUCCGGCGGUUUGCCAGUUCCUGGACAAGCCAAGCUCCACGGUCGCCCAAGAACCUGCGGUGACCGGGCGGACGCCGGUGCACGCGGCGGACAGCUCCGGACUCGCCCAGCAACAAGAGGAGGCGGUGGCGACGGCAGCUGGGAAGGUGCAGCUGGGAGUGUUCACGGAGGUCCCGGCCAUCUCGUCCCAACGCCGCGAGAAGCUCGCCGUGAUGGUACGCGUGAAGGCGCCGGCGUACACCAAGCAGACGAGGGCGCCACUGGACCUCGUCAUGGUGCUGGACAUCGGUGGCAGGAUGAGGGAGCUGGAGCAGCUGAAGCAGGGCGCCAAGUUCAUCAUCCACAACCUCACGCAGCAGGACCGCCUCUCCAUCGUCACCUUCGGCCCGAGGGCAGACCGGCUCUCCGAGCUCACUCCCAUGACGGAACAAGACAAGAGGUCGUCCAACGACGCGGUUCAAGCCUUGGAGGCUAGCGGUGGUGUCAAAAUAGGCGCAGGCUUGAAUGUGGCAUACCAGGUGCUGGAUCGGCGGCCUCGGCGGGAAGCGCGCCGUUUGAGUGGCAUCAUCGUCCUCUCCGAUGGAAAGGACAUCAGACUAUUGAAGGAAAGCUUGCAAUUAGUAAGGAGAGACAAGUUCGGCCAAGUCAAGGGGACGAAAAGUUUCGAGGAGUCAGACACGGCCGUAGCGGUGAGGCGCCGGUUCCGAACCUACACGUUCGGCUUCGGUUCCUACCACGACCCACGCACGCUCUACUACCUGGCAUCCCAGGGCUUCGGCACCUACUCCUUCGUCAACGAGAGCGUGCAGAACAUCAGGGACGCCAUGGCACUCUGCAUCGGUGGCUUGACCUCCAUUGUCGCGCAGGACUUGGAGGUCACCAUCAGGGCAGCACACCCAGGGGUAGAGAUCUCCUCCGUCGACAGCGGUUGCCAUGACGUUUUGUUGAGCUCCAACAAGCACAAGUCGAUCGUCCAUAUCAAGGACCUGUUGGGCGAUGAGGAGAGGAACCUGAUCGUCUACGUGAACGCGCCGGAUCAGGAAGAACAUGGGCAGCUUGCGACGGCCUCCAUGGCCAAGCUCUUGACUGUAACAGCAGAGUACAGGAGCCCCCUGUCGCAGGAUGAUCUGAUCAGGGCGGACGAGGCUGCGGCGUAUGUGGAGAGGAGGCCAAAGAAGAAGCUGCUCGAUGGCCAUGAUCUCUCCCCAGAGGUGGCCUGCGAGAUGUACAGGCUGGGCGUUGUGAACCGUGUCUGGGGCAUAUGGACGGCGAUUCCAGUUACCACAAACCCAACGUACACCACCAUCAAAGGGGCAGUGAAGCUGUGGGAGAUUGAAGGCCUGGACCAGGACGAUGUCGUGAACCAACUGGAGAGCCUUCUUGCCGCCAUCGAUCCUUCCGUGCAGCCUAGCGCAGACCCUGACAUGGCUGCUCUCAGGAGAAGGCUGUACAACGAUCUCGAUAAAAUGAGGACCGAGUUCUCCAAAAAUGUGAUGGCAGGGUUGCCCUACGUGCUGUCGUGGCUCAGCUCACACCGGUGCCAGCGCGCCGCUACACGGGUUUUCGCCAGCGAAAGCUGCUUCCUUACCGUCAGGAUGAAGAACAUGAUUGCCUCAGUUGAGACCGCGCUGGCCUACAUCAUCCAGUAGAUAGAUCAAUAAACAUGCGGCAUCUUGAUUUUUAUUACUACUCAAUUACUCAUCUGAUCGAGAUGAAAUCCGAUCCAUCCACACCGUGUUCCCAUGAAUAAGAGGCCCCUACCGUCUAUAGUGCCCAUGUACAGUUCUGCUCGACUGCAUUGCUGACAUUGUAUGUAUUCCAUUUUUCUAAACUCAUAGUACAUUUGUAUAUCCAAUCUAUGUAUACACACAGGUUGUUUGUGAAUUUGUGAGGUAUAAGAUCUGUUCGUCUUAAUUUUGUACUGUAUCA
Oryza sativa Japonica Group (Japanese rice) is the source of this 2702-nucleotide messenger RNA. RefSeq lists its product as uncharacterized. The record is from RefSeq and is a predicted model, not a curated record. NCBI's taxonomy places the organism in Eukaryota, Viridiplantae, Streptophyta, Magnoliopsida, Poales, Poaceae.